AUGCGCACUCCCUGGGCUUAUCACCAUCCCUCUUCUACAAUGAGCUCAUCUUCAGCUAGAUAUUCUCACAUCUCCUCUUCGGAAUCAAGUGAGUCAACUAUUACAUCCGAAAUCGUCUGCCCUACACUCUACACUAUCCGCCAUCGACAGACCCGAAUUCCCGUUCACUAUACACCAACCCCUAUAAAUAAAUCCUUCUACCCUCCACCCACCUCUUCAAAUGCUGCCACAUCAUCUCUACAAAGUCCAACUCCCCCUGUGACGCAAACCGUGCUAGAAUCCUUUCUUGUCCCAAUAAAUGCUCAUGUCCGCAGUACGUGGAGCCGCAGUGCGCAAGACGUCGAAGAGGAAAUCCUCGAGUCCAAUAAAGUAAAGAAGGAUGCGAUGAGUGAGUACACAGAUCCCAAAGUACAGAGUGGGGUUGGGUUUUUGAGGGAGGUGUCUGAGGGAAUUCUGCCAUUCGCUGGUUGCGACGAUGGGGGGGAUGGGGUGCUGAUAAGGAGGCUUGGGGGGAUGGGGAUGGGGAUGGGGAUGCCAGUUUCACUAGUCAACAAGCAUUGA
Messenger RNA from Lindgomyces ingoldianus, 561 nucleotides. RefSeq lists its product as uncharacterized. Bases 1 to 561 code for a protein of 186 amino acids. NCBI's taxonomy places the organism in Eukaryota, Fungi, Ascomycota, Dothideomycetes, Pleosporales, Lindgomycetaceae. The transcript is spliced from 6 exons. The record is from RefSeq and is a predicted model, not a curated record.